AUGGAUAGGGAUACAGUUUUGGCAGGUGGGACAGCACUCACAGCAAACUUCGCAUGCUUUCUUGGCAUCAGCAGAUCGUGUCCUGAGUCAGCAUCCUUGGGAGACAACAGCCUUGGGGCUGCUUGCUAUCCAGUUGGUGCACUACGUGUGGAGUUUUUCCAGCCUGUGAACCUGGAAGAAGUGGCAAGAAUAAACCCAGCGGUCAAAGCAGGAGGUCGUUUUGCUCCGAAGAACUGUAUAGCACUUCAGAAAGUAGCAAUAAUCAUACCGUUCAGGAACCGAGAGGAGCACCUGAAGUACUGGCUCUAUUACCUGCACCCAAUUCUCCAAAGGCAGCAACUAGAUUAUGGAGUAUAUGUUAUCAACCAGGACGGAGAAGAAGAAUUUAACCGUGCUAAACUGCUGAAUGUAGGAUUCACAGAGGCUUUGAAAGAGUAUGACUAUGAUUGCUUUGUGUUUAGUGACGUAGACCUAAUCCCAAUGGAUGACAGGAACACCUACAAAUGUUACAGCCAGCCACGGCACCUUUCCGUAUCCAUGGAUAAAUUUGGAUUUCGGUUGCCUUACAAUCAGUAUUUUGGAGGCGUAUCUGCCUUAAGCAAGGAGCAGUUCACAAAGAUCAACGGGUUCCCAAACAAUUACUGGGGCUGGGGUGGUGAAGAUGACGACAUUUAUAACAGGCUGGUGUUUAAAGGCAUGGGGAUAUCCCGUCCGGAUGCCAUCAUUGGGAAGUGCAGAAUGAUUCGGCAUUCCCGGGACCGGAAGAACGAACCCAACCCCGAGAGGUUUGACCGAAUUGCUCACACAAGGGAGACAAUGAGCUCUGACGGCUUAAAUACACUAUCUUACAAGGUGUUAAGAACUGACAAGUACCCUCUGUAUACAAAGAUCACAGUGGAUAUUGGCUCGCCAAACAGCUAACAUCACAGACACAAGAGAGACCUUGCCUAUGUUGCCCAAGACAUCUGGCCUCACUGAUGCUUUCUAUCUGCUGGUUUUAUAACAGUUGCAAUGAACCAAAAAAAAGGGCCUCUUUUGGCAUGCCAAAGCGUCUCCAAAUUGGUUGGACAAGUGCUUUUUUCUUUUUUUUUUUAAAUUCCAAACUUGACUUUACACAACUUUCUAGCUCUCAUUGUUUUGUAAGUCCAGAAGCUGUACAUAAGAGUUGUAAAUAUUUACUUUGCCAGAAAAUGUUGAAUCUGAUCUAUUUGCUGCAGUCCUCCCCAUGUUGAGUUAAUUGCUGGACCCAAAUGUUACUGAUUACAACUGUGAUGCAUCAGCAAUUACUGCCCAUGAUAUUUUGAUAUUUUAAAUGAGGUGGAUGGAAACAUUCUUUUUAAUUAAUUCCUGGUUUUACUUUAUGAAGGACUGUAAAAUGCUGCUAAAAUUGUACAAGUUUACGCUUUGCAUUAGAUUUUUUUUUUUAAUGGAGACAAUAUAACCCUAUUUUUUUCUCAUAGUGACCAAAACAAACAUCUUCUCUGUGUGCAGAGCAAGUGUUGAACGAUCAAGUCUGGAUUCAGUGAAUGUCAUUAUUUCGUUUAGUCUCAAAGGAGGCUUUGAAUGAGUUGAGUCAGAGUUUGCCAGAAUUUGCCAGUUGAGCUCUCUGCAUAGGGUGGGAGCUACACAGAUGGCAUCUGCAAAAACCACUGGCUUCA
This is a messenger RNA of Aptenodytes forsteri (emperor penguin), 1658 nucleotides long. RefSeq names its product beta-1,4-galactosyltransferase 1 (gene B4GALT1). Gene Ontology annotation, molecular function: cytoskeletal protein binding; beta-N-acetylglucosaminylglycopeptide beta-1,4-galactosyltransferase activity. The coding region runs from base 1 to 921 and encodes 306 amino acids. Gene Ontology annotation, biological process: carbohydrate metabolic process; protein N-linked glycosylation. The record is from RefSeq and is a predicted model, not a curated record. The transcript has 6 exons. NCBI's taxonomy places the organism in Eukaryota, Metazoa, Chordata, Aves, Sphenisciformes, Spheniscidae.